AAGGCCAACAAGAAGCGAUGCCGUCGUGUUUGCGAUCGCGUCAAAGCUCUAGAGCAUCUGGUGAAGUCCAUCCAGCAGAGAGAGAAGGGACAAACCUCUGCAGACGUAGAACGAUGCCUCAAAGAACUCUCCAUCACUCUGCAAUCAGCGAAGGAGGUCAUGGAGAAAUACUCAGGGGAAUCUUUCAUGAAGCGAGUGGUGAAGUCUGGCAGCCACGAAGACGAGUUCAGCAGCUUGAACGACCGCCUCAACGACGCCCACCAGGUCCUUUCAGGAUCUCUGCAGGUGGAGCUUGGCAACAUCCUACUAAAGGUGUUCGAAAGAUCCACCAGGGAGGAACAGGACGAGAAGGACAGGAAGCAGGAUGACAGCGAGCUGAAGAAACUGCUACUGCAGUAUGCGGAGGACCAGCGGCAGAUGGCAAAAAAGUUGCAGGAAGACAUAAAUAAGAUUCUGAAAAUGUUGGAGAAGAAGCCCUACGAUGUGGGCAUCCAGAUCAUCAAACAGCAGGAGCUUAAAUACGAGUCUGUUGACGGCCUGACCAAGAAGCCCUUCAUGAAAACACCAACCUCAGAGGUCUUCAGAGGAGAGUACCGUAGUUUCCCAGUGGUCAUCAAGAGAUACACUGACCCUGCGACCACCAGCAUAAGCGAGGUGAAAAGAGGUUUCAAAAAGGAUGUGAAAACCAUGAAAGUCUUUCAGUCUCCCAACAUCCUGCGAAUGUAUGGCAUCUGUAUCGAGGACGAGACGGGACCUAAACCUCAUUUUCUCAUCAUCAUGGAGUACUGUGAGAAGGGAAGUCUGCGGGAGGUUCUAGACUCUGGUUGCACACUGAGCUGGAACCAGAAAGCUCGUAUGUGCCGGGACGCAGCGCUGGGACUUUACCGACUGCACCAGUCUGAAGAAAAAGGUAAAGUUCAUGGAUGCAUCAACAGCAGCAAUUUUCUGGUGGAUGACGGCUACAGAGUCAAGCUGGGAGGCUUUGAGUUUUCACAAACUGAGACGUCUCUGAGAAAGCCAACGAGGGGCGGGGUCAACAGGUCCUUCACCUACUCCUCUCCUGAGUUGCUGGAACACAUUAACAGCUACAACAAAGAGUGUGAGGUUUACAGCUUUGGAAUCGUCCUCUGGGAAGUUGCAACUGGACGCAAACCUUUUGACGGUUUGACCGUUAAAGAAGUCCAUCAGAAAGUAUUCGUAGAAAAAUACCAGGAGCCGCUUGACGACUGUCCCAAAGAACUAGAACUUCUGAUCGACGCCUGCCGGGCCUACGAUCCCUUCCAGAGACCGUCUGCUGGAGUGCUGGCGGAUAAACUGAAAACAUGGGCGACACAGUUGGAGAAGGUGUAAAGCCUUCAUGCCUCUCAGUCUGCAGUACUCAGGGUUCCUGAUCACGGAUCCCCUCAGGAGACCAAAUGAUAUGAUACACUUUGUUGAAGAAAGGAAGUGAAUGGAAUAAUGUAUUUUAUUAUAUAAAGCUUAAAUAUGCUAAAAACUGUGUUAAAACUCUGUAUGCCAUGGUCCUGUAUCC
Messenger RNA from Notothenia coriiceps (black rockcod), 1531 nucleotides. RefSeq names its product mixed lineage kinase domain like pseudokinase. NCBI's taxonomy places the organism in Eukaryota, Metazoa, Chordata, Actinopteri, Perciformes, Nototheniidae. Gene Ontology annotation, biological process: cell surface receptor signaling pathway; protein phosphorylation; necroptotic signaling pathway. Gene Ontology annotation, molecular function: ATP binding; protein kinase activity. The annotation marks the transcript as partial. The record is from RefSeq and is a predicted model, not a curated record. The transcript has 10 exons.